CACUUCUGCCAUAGUGCACUACAUAGGCUGCAGAAGCCAUUAUUUUAUUCCCACUGAAGUGAAUAACUAUACGAAGUCCUGGAUUAUUUGGAAGUCAGUUCUAAUGUUGUUCAUUCGAGUUAUUUAGGGCUUUGGAGUUUAUCUUUGCAUGCUGUAUUAGCUAGCUAGCGGAGUAGCGGGGGAGAGCGUCGGCCUGGACAACCGGGACUUUUCCUGAAAUCUGAAUCCGACUAUCGGGAGGGAAUGAUGGGGCGCGGCGCUGUGGAUUUCCCGGUGGCUGUGGUUCUGCCAGCGGCUGGUUGCGGCGAGAGGACCGGGCUGCCGACCCCCAAACAGUUCUGCACUUUCCUCAACAGACCCCUCAUCAGCUUCACCAUCGAAACUUUUGAAAGAAUCCCGUGGAUCGAGAGCAUUGUUGUUGUUGUUUCUAAAGAGAGCCACGAUGUGAUGCUGCACAUCAUUCAGCAGUUUCAUCAUACAAAAGUCAAAGUGGUUGAAGGCGGCACCACGAGACAUAGAUCGAUCUUCUGUGGCCUUCAGGCAUUUGGCGAGAGUGCAGAAGGUCCUGUGCUUCCCAGGCCGAAGGUGGUCAUCAUCCACGAUGCUGUGCGUCCGUUCGUAGAGGAGGACUUUCUGCUUAAAAUCACACUGGCAGCCAAAAAGCAAGGGGCUUCUGGAGCCAUCCGUCCGUUGGUGUCCACAGUGAUUGCCACCACCUGUGAAGGCUUCCUGGACCACUCGCUGGAACGGACCAAGUACAGGGCCAGUGAAAUGCCCCAAGGAUUUCUCUAUGAUGUCAUCUAUCAAGCCUAUCAACGGUGCAGCGAGUUUGACUUUGACUUUGGCACCGAGUGCCUGCAUUUGGCCCUGCAGUACAGCGGCACCAGUGCCAAGCUUAUUGAGGGACCACCGACACUGUGGAAAGUGACAUACAAACGAGAUUUGGCGGCAGCAGAGUCAAUUAUCAAAGAGACUCUCUCGCUGUCAGCAUGUGUCAUCUCGGGAGUCAUGGCAGAAACCGUGGAGCUUUCCAGCAGGCUCCAAAAAAACCUGGAAUCCCACCAUAUGGCAGUGGAUGUUAUCCCGUGCCCAAAGGAGAAUCAAGAGCUGCUGCUAAAGACCAGGAACUUCAUCCAGAUAUCUACCAGUGGUACAAGUUUAUCUGAAACUGAGGAGAUUGUGAAGGUUUUCGAGGAGACAAGACAUGCCCUUUUGUAUCCGGUUGUUAUUGUUUGGGUUCAUUUAUGCGUAUCGGAUGAGGCAUUGGGUAGCCAAAAGAAUGACGAGCUGACUGCCAUCAUGGAUCUCUCUACGAAGUUCAAACGGGGCAAUGUUUUACUCUACAGUGUGCAAGUUUUUUACUCCAAGGUCCCUGAGCUCUGGGAGAGGUCUAUAUCAAGACUAUCAGAGAUCACAGAGUCUCUUAUCAGAGACAGAAACCCGGUUCUUACUGGACAGAUCCUGCGAGCUUGAGACACCGGGUUGGACACACUCACACACACACACACACACACACACAUAUAUAUAUAUAUAUAUAUAUAUAUAUAUGUGUAUCAGUGGCAUAUGUGUUCUUGUAGCUAAACAAUGAGAGAAUGCUACGCCUACAUCUAUACACAAAACCUUAACCUCAGAAACCCAAAGGAACUCUUGGCAUUUCUUUUAAUAAAAGCUGACAUUUCUGUAAAAAAAAAAAAAAAUCCUUAUGGGGAGCAGCCAAAUGUCCUAGGGCAAACCUGUCACAUAUACAUUAUACAUUUGGUCCCCAUAAAAGGAUAAAAAAAAAAACACCACCACCACAAACAUGCAACAAAAUCCACUACACUGUCAAGACAUGACAUUAUAAAACCCUGAUGUGGAAGGUGUUUAAUAAAAAAAAAAAUUCUGUAUGUUUAAACUGC
This is a messenger RNA of Clarias gariepinus (North African catfish), 1898 nucleotides long. RefSeq names its product CDP-L-ribitol pyrophosphorylase A (gene crppa). The record is from RefSeq and is a predicted model, not a curated record. Gene Ontology annotation, molecular function: D-ribitol-5-phosphate cytidylyltransferase activity. Gene Ontology annotation, cellular component: cytosol. Lineage: Eukaryota; Metazoa; Chordata; Actinopteri; Siluriformes; Clariidae. Gene Ontology annotation, biological process: isoprenoid biosynthetic process; protein O-linked glycosylation via mannose. The coding region runs from base 244 to 1473 and encodes 409 amino acids. The transcript has 10 exons.